CCAUCUAUCCAUCUAUCUGCCAUGCCCAAGAAGAUUAUGGUCUGCGUCGACGACUCGAUCUACGGCGUCCAGGCCCUCGAGCAUGCCCUGGUCCAUGCCGUCCAGGACAAUGACGAUGUCGUGGUCGUCACCGUCGUCAAGCCGCAGGCGAGCGCCGACUAUGCCGAGCUGGUCGGAGCCACCGGCGCCAUAUCAUCAUCCAUCACGGACGAGGAGCUCCAGAGCGCCGGCCUCAUCGAAGUUCGCGACCUCCUCAAGAAGAUUCUGAUCAAAUACCCCGUCCGCGCCAACUUUGUCGUCAAGGCACUCCUUGGUGACCCGCGCGAGUCGCUCGUCUCCUACUCCGAAGAAAUCAGUCCCGACCUGAUUGUUGUCGGCAGCCGUGGACGCACAGGACUGAAAAGCCUUCUGCUCGGCAGUGUCUCGACCCAUGUCGUCCACCACGCCCGAUACCCUGUCCUGGUCGUCCGUCCACACAAGAACUGAGCAUCAUCGUGCUGUCUCCGGUGCUGUCUUUCAUCUGCGCCCCCUGUCCGCUCGCUCUCGACAAAUGGCAUAUACUGUGUGCAGACAUUUGGCCUCUCCGACUCCCCUUCCCAGCCAUGUUGAGCAGCAUCCUUUCCCUUUCCCAACCAGCUUCGCGACAUGAUCCCUCGCCCUUCCAAUGCUUCUCUAUUCCUUACUCCAUGUGUCUGUUUCGAGUACUCUGAUUGUAUCGGGGCCUCUUUUAUAAGGCUAGAUUUUGGCGCAGCCCUUUCUUCAACACAAAGGCCUGGAAGCGGAAGACUCUCUCCCCCCUUCUCUCUCCUUUCUCACAAUCGCAUGGACCCCUUCCCUCCUUGUAUGUGUGCAUGAUUCUGUAGAGUGAGUGUGCGUGUGAUAGAGGAGAAUACAUACCCACUCCCUGGUCC
Polychytrium aggregatum is the source of this 911-nucleotide messenger RNA. RefSeq lists its product as uncharacterized. The record is from RefSeq and is a predicted model, not a curated record. Bases 22 to 486 code for a protein of 154 amino acids. The transcript has 4 exons. NCBI's taxonomy places the organism in Eukaryota, Fungi, Chytridiomycota, Chytridiomycetes, Polychytriales.